This is a messenger RNA of Choloepus didactylus (southern two-toed sloth), 697 nucleotides long. It is a transcript of the gene SKA2, whose product is annotated as spindle and kinetochore associated complex subunit 2. Gene Ontology annotation, molecular function: microtubule binding. The coding region runs from base 164 to 466 and encodes 100 amino acids. The record is from RefSeq and is a predicted model, not a curated record. Gene Ontology annotation, biological process: mitotic cell cycle; chromosome segregation; cell division. The transcript has 4 exons. Gene Ontology annotation, cellular component: outer kinetochore; spindle microtubule. Lineage: Eukaryota; Metazoa; Chordata; Mammalia; Pilosa; Megalonychidae.
UUCCAGAAAGCUGACUCUGAUCUGGAUUACAUUCAAUACAGGCUGGAAUAUGAAAUCAAGACUAAUCAUCCUGAUUCAAUAGGCGAGGAGCAACCAACCAAUUUUGGUCCACUGGUAUCACCUAGUGGCUAGCCAAAGGACUAUCUUUGUGGAAGACCUUUUCAUGUGGGGCUUCCACUUUUCUUCUGACUUCCAUUUCUCGUCUUUGUUCCACCUCCAGAAAAAUCCAAUUAUUCUCCUAAAGGAGUUGUCAGCAAUAAAGUUUCGAUAUCAGACUUUGCAUGCACGCUUUAAACCAGUUGCUGAUGAGCAGAAAGAGACUAAGAGCCGCAUUUGUGCUACUUUGAAUAAGACUAUGACCAUGAUACAAGAACUACAAAAGCAAGCAGACCUGGAGCUUUCACCACUGACUGAAGAAGAGAAAAGUGCAGCAGAACGAUUAAAAUCUCAUAUACCAGACUUGUGAAGAAAUGGACUUGCAAAAGGGGACUCUAAUGGAGAAGAGAUCAGUUUACAGAGAGAUUUAGGAAGGUGUCUUGUUAUUACUUUCUGACUAGAGGUCAGGGAAUGCUGGUGAGGGAGAAGAGGGUUUGUCUUGGGUGACUGUGUAAUAAUGCCUUUCAUAAAAGAGGGCAGACAUUGUAUGAAUAAAGUUCAGACGAAAGGAAGGAGCAGGAAUAAAGGGAUUUAAAAAAUA